Messenger RNA from Amoebophrya sp. A120, 2179 nucleotides. Lineage: Eukaryota; Dinophyceae; Syndiniales; Amoebophryaceae. The record is from the annotation of a GenBank genome assembly.
AAGUACCCCAUUCCCACAUGCAUAUACACCCAUUCCCGAUUAGAUUUAGUAUGUUAGUAGAAUAUAGUUGUCUGCUAUGAAGGAAUAGUACGACUAGGGAGCCUGGAGCUCCACCUUGGCUUUCUCUUCACGACGCGCGUUGCCAUGUAAUUAACUGAACCUCUUGUCAUUUGACAUUCGCAUGACGCACACUAGAAGUUUUCUUCUUUCCACUUCUCACGACACUGGGAUAUGUAAGUGUUAGGGUGAGUUGCGCAGCAAACAAUGCAAUUGCCACAUGCUGCUGCUGCAUAAGGAAUAAGUGAUUCUCCCGCGGUCUACACAAUACCUACAUAGGGUUAGUGCGUGACCUGCUUGAGUAUGAUUAUGAUCCGUGGUCCGGUUCGUUCUAUUCAGUCCGCUCAGUCGUGUUGGGAUCUGCUUGGUGCCACUUCGUUGCUAAAUUUUGACGAGCUGGCCAAACGCAAUGCUAGACCGCGUCCCGCGUCACUCAGCUUUGGAUCGUGGCGUGCAGUGAUAUUUUUGGUAUUUCUUUCGCAGACCCGCCUGCGAUGGACCGCGAAGAUUCCGGAUGGAGGACCAGCUAUUUACGCAGUCCGUGCACUGCAACGACAAAGUGGGCAGACGCGUAUCACAGGAACAGGGAGUAGCAGGCCGGCACCAGGUGCGGUGUUUUGGAAGAGGACUGGCACAGACGAGGAGCAAGGGGGCGACCAAGAAGAGUCAGCUAGGAACGAUGCGAACCGAAUACGCCUCGUCAAGGAAGGCGAGGGCGACAGUAGUAUCAGCGAUAGCGACACGAGCACGGCGAGCAGCGCCCUUUCGGAAAUAGACAACGUUGACGGGCGGAGCGGUCGUAAGCGAGCAGCAGGACGAGGAAGUAGAGGCGGUGCACCGAGACAGGAAAAGAACGAUCGAGGAGCCAAGGACGACAACAUCAACAGUGUUGUCGAACUGGCACGCAGCACACAUAGACAAAGAAAAACAGAACUAAGAUCGGGGGGGAAUGUAGCAGUGAAGACGGAACUUCAGGCAACGAAUGAUAAAAAUCAGCCAUACGGUGGUAUUCCUGAAGGAUGCAGGAAAGUAGAUAGCAGCACGGGGCGCUGCCGCAGUGAAACUUCCAUUUCGCUCGGGGGCGUAGGGCAACAAGUUAGUGACAACCAGCGUUUCCUGUUCGUAAAGCGGAUGAUUGGCUCAAUGGAUAAUGGUCGCAAGUUUCGUUACAAGUGCGGUGGCAGCGAUGAAGAGAUCGACCUUAGCACUGGAGAAAUGUGGGAUCACUUCUUGGUCGAGAAAAAACCGGGAAAGAAAUCUUGGGGUGUCUGGACAGGGGGCGGAGAGGUGUACUUUCAUGGUUUGCAGUGCACGAAUAUUAAGUUCGGUCUCUCUGGGUAUUCGAGUCUGGGUUGCUACAAAGCCGAUUCCAAUGCUCUCGUUGGGAACGUGGAAAAGGAGCCGGUAAGGCAUCGCAGUGUGCGCGAGUGUGCCUUCGAAUGCAGGGCCUUCGAGUAUUUCGCCCUCAAGGCCGGUAAAGAGUGCUGGUGCACAGACGACAAGGGCUUCCAAGCGGCGGAGAAGCAGGAGGACACACAUUGCGCCUCCGCCUGCCUAGAACCCAUGCAGCCAGACGACGGGUGGGAUAAGCUGAACAACAAUCCGUGUGGAGGUGACGAGGUAUUCAGCUUUUACCAACCUGGUUUUGGAAGCAGCUCCGAACAACUGGAUAAGGGCGAGACGUGCACACUGCUGGAGCGCGAGGGUGAGAAAUGUAGGGGUGCCACUUACAUCAAGCUGGCAAAUGAUGCAGAAGGACUCAAGAACGACGCAAAUCGGGUCAUUGUCCGCAAGGGACAGCAGGGAGUCGUUGAUCCGAUGCUGCGGAUGAUCAACAAAAGAGAUCUCGGUAGCCUGGUAAGCGCCGAGCUCCAAAAGGAGCGCGCGGGGAAGAAGAUGUUUUGGCAGUGCGGCGAGUAUGCGGACAGCGGAUGGACGCAUGAGCUGAACCCCCAGUCAUGGUUCGAUCACAUCCAAGUUCGAUAUUUUUCGGACGGGACGGUGGACCUGCGCGCGAUGCGCUGCGACGAUCCAAGGCAGGUUAGCUUCGGUGGGAAGGUCGAAGACAAAAACGAGAAGAGAGUUGUGGCGGGCGGGUACCAAUACCUAGGGUGCUAUAAUG